Molecule: messenger RNA, 1209 nt
Organism: Loa loa (African eye worm)
Lineage: Eukaryota; Metazoa; Nematoda; Chromadorea; Rhabditida; Onchocercidae
Product: polyadenylate-binding protein
Exons: 6
Coding region: 1-1209 (402 amino acids)
Molecular function (GO): RNA binding
Source: RefSeq, a predicted model, not a curated record
AUGCAUGUGGGACUGUGGACUUUGGUACGAGUAUUUUCAACAGAUUUCUCAACGUUGCAGGUAUCAGCUCGUGUCAUAUUGAAAAACGUCAGUUGGUUCACCGGUGAAAGUGUUGUUUUACUCAAUUCUCAAGAAUUGAAAUGCGGUUUUGAAGAUUUUGAAGACUCUGAUUAUUUAUUUGUAGAAGAUUUGAAAUUCCAUUUUGGUCGUUUUGGUAAAGUGCAACACGUCAAAUUGUUAUAUGAUUGGGGAACAGGUUUGCACAGGGGUUUUGCCUUUGUUGUUUUUGAGAGCAUUGACGGCGCAGUAAAGGCUGUACAACAACGAAAUCAUUACAUUAACGGACGACAAGUUAGCACUUUCUUUUCGACUGGUGAAAGGAUUAUUAUUUUCGGCUUAUUUAUGUUGCGUUUAAUUGGAAGAUCUGGUGUGGUUUCUAAAACUUUUAAAGGGGGUUGGCGGAAUGAUGCGGAACUUUUUGUUAAAAGAAUCAGCUGGGUUACAGGCGCAUCGGAACUGACAAACCAUUUCUCUCAGUUCGGCAAAGUCAGAAACAUCACGCUGCAAUUUGAUUUGAGGACGGGCCUGCACAAGGGUUUCGCCUUUAUUUCAUUUGAAAAUAAUGAUUUCUAUGAAAAUAUCAAGAAAUUCGAGGGAAAACACGUUAUUGAUGAUGAGGAAGUAGUGUGUUCAUUAGCAAGUGAAAGAAAGACAUUGUUAUUAGCUGAUGCCGAUUCGGCAUUGUUUGCUAGCGAAAAUAGUUCUCAAAUGGAUAUUUCGAAGGCAGAUCCCUACAAUGAAGCUGGGACGGUUAAAAUUAUUUGUGCUGAGGAAAGUGUCAAGGAAAAGCCGAUGAGACGUGGAACUAGUUCAGAAACAAUUUUCGCAAAUAGUAUGAGCUUUCAAGACUCCAAGAAAUGGACAAAAAGAACAAACUUGCUGCAAAAACUACAAAAAGUUGGUGAUCCGAAAUGGGGAUCAAGAAAAAAUGGUGUGCUGGAGAGGACUGUAAAUAUGAAGCUCAUGGGUUUGGUGGAGGAAAGUGAAGGCGGCAAUGAAAUGUAUAAGAAAACUUACAGCAACGUGCAUUCUUCGGAUGGUUUACAUGUGAGCGUUACAAGAAAUGGUUUCAGUGGCCGGAUUAGCUCACCAAACAGUUUUAGAGUUUCAAUAGUUGAAACUACAAAUCAAAAAUCUUUAAAGAAAUAA